Messenger RNA from Sesamum indicum (sesame), 1252 nucleotides. RefSeq lists its product as uncharacterized. NCBI's taxonomy places the organism in Eukaryota, Viridiplantae, Streptophyta, Magnoliopsida, Lamiales, Pedaliaceae. Gene Ontology annotation, molecular function: structural constituent of ribosome; mRNA binding. The record is from RefSeq and is a predicted model, not a curated record. Gene Ontology annotation, biological process: translation. Gene Ontology annotation, cellular component: ribosome.
GUUUAUACCUUCCAUUUCUCGUCAUCCACUUCUCUUCUACCUUAGCCGUCAUCACCGUCAUCGCCGCCGAUAGCGCCGUCUCAGCCAUAGCCACCAUCGAGCCCCUGGCUUCAUUCAUUGACCGCAGCACUAAGAACAAAUCAGUUCCAAGUUUGUGUUAGGUUGCGUUCUGAGAAUAGGGCCUAAAGAAGGUUGUGUUUUCAUGGGCUGAGCAAUUGUGGAGAAAGUUGGUACUGAGAAAGUAGAUAAAGUUACUCCCUUAAGGUCAUUAAUAUUCACAAGUCCACUUCUUUAGUGGAAAGUUGGUGCGAAAAGCAAAGAUUGCUGGUGAUGAUAGAUUGGUGUGGGUACGCUACUCAUUUGCACUGAGUGCUACAAAUAUAUAAUCUUGCUGCUGUCAGGCCAUUGGUGGUUGUUCCUGGCUCAUCAUUACUACUAAUCCACAAACCAUGAAAAUAGGUACCAUGUGUCGAAUUGCUUGUUCUUGCCCCACCCUAUGCAGAAAUACCAACUUUUUACAACAUCGGUGUUUUCAACCUGACUUUGUUCCGAGAGAUCCCAAAGCCAAGCCAAAGAGAUACAAAUACCCUGCUUUCUAUGAUCCAUAUGGACCGAGACCUCCACCUUCGGACAAGAUUGUUCAGCUUGCUGAAAAAAUUGCAUCCCUGCCUCCAGAAGAGCGAAUGCAAAUCGGCCCAGCACUGAGGGAUAAGGUAAUGCAUCCUGUGUUGCAGUCUAUUUCCGUUGAAGGAAUAGAUUUGGGUUCCCAAGUCGGGGCACGUGCUGGAUCUUCUAAAGCUGAGGAGAAAAAAGCUGAGAAAACCACUUUUGAUGUGAAGUUAGAGAAAUUUGAUGCUGGUGCAAAACUAAAGGUGAUCAAAGAGAUUCGGUCCUUCACAGAUCUAGGAUUGAAGGAAGCCAAAGAUUUGGUUGAGAAAGUACCAGUCAUUCUUAAGCAACAGAUCACGAAAGAUGAGGCAAACAAUAUCAUAGAGAAAAUCAAAGCUGUGGGUGGAGUUGCAGUGAUGGAAUAGUAGGGUUUUUUCUUAUUUUGUCUCACAACCCAAUGUUUAUCUUUUUCAUAGAUGAGUGGAAUAAUUAGUUUGGGACUCGCUUCAUAUAUUCACAACCAUUAGAGCUCAAGCUAAAUAGUUAGCUCUCUCUGCAGGACAAUCAAUGGAAUUCCAAUUUUUGGUAGAAAACUAUACACCUACCUCUCUUUUCUGCUGCAGUAAUCCAACCCUUCUUUACA